Molecule: messenger RNA, 1752 nt
Organism: Psylliodes chrysocephalus
Lineage: Eukaryota; Metazoa; Arthropoda; Insecta; Coleoptera; Chrysomelidae
Source: the annotation of a GenBank genome assembly
CAAUAUUUUUAUGAUACUCAGUGUUUAGUUAAAUCAUUUUAGUGAUUUUUUUAAUAAUGAGUAUGUAUGUUUUUAAGUCUAAUUUGCAAGAGUCGUUAACUCCACCUGAUGGAACGAGUAAGUGUAAAUGGUCAAAAGAUUCUAAAAAUCAGGAGCCAUCGGUACACACCAAAUGGGACUGGAAACCCAAAAACCAAAAAAUUCUGCCAGAUAUUCUCGCAGCUAUAGGCAAUACUCCUAUGGUAAAAUUAAAUAAAAUACCACAGUCUGAAGGCGUCGAAUGUGAAAUAUUUGGAAAAUGCGAGUUCAUGAAUCCUGCUGGUUCAAUCAAGGACCGAGUAGCUCUAAGAUGUAUCACAGAGGCAGAAAAUAAUGGUACUUUAAAACCUGGUGGAACUGUUAUUGAAGUUUCUUCUGGAAAUACAGGUGUAAGCCUCGCUUGGGUAUGUGCUAUUAAAGGUUAUCAUAGUAUCAUAGUAAUGCCCGAUAAAUUUUCGAAAGAAAAAGAAAAUAUUAUAAGAUCUAUGGGGGGUGACGUGGUACGAGUUUCUAUGGCAGAAAAAAAAUAUUCCCCUAAUGGAAUGUUUGGAAUGGCUCAUGUAUUACAUAAAAAUACUCCGAAUUCUAUUAUCAUAGAUCAGUUUUCAAAUCCAUCUAAUCCAAUCAUGCAUUAUGAUACAACUGCCGAGGAAAUUUUCGAUCAGUGUGAUGGCAAAAUUGAUAUGAUGGUUAUGGGUUGUGGUACUGGAGGUACAUUGGGUGGUAUUAGCAGAAAGUUCCAGGAACUUUCUCCCCAAACAAUAUUUAUAGGAGCCGAUCCAUACGGAUCGACUUAUGCCAUACCAGACAGUCUUAACCAAAGUAAAGUAAAAAUGUUCGAAAUCGAAGGAAUUGGAUACAAUGAACUGACACCCCCAGUAUGCGAUCGUUUUAAGGUACAAAAAUGGUACAAAUUUCAUGACAAAGACUCUUUAAAUAUGUCAAGAAGGCUGAUUAAAGAGGAAGGAUUACUAGUAGGUACCACAAGUGGUCUCUUGUUAGCAUGUGCUUUGAAAGCUAUAAAAGAGUUUAACAUUGGAAAAGGAAAAAGAGUAGUAAUCCUUUUACCAGAUGGUACAAAGAACUAUUUAAGCAAAUUUGUACAAGAUCAGUGGAUGGAACAAAGAGGCUACAUGCCUUGUAAAAAUCCUGGAAAUCUAGGGUGGUGGGAUAUAAAAGUUGCAGAUUUGGACAACAAACCUGUCACAAGUAUUAAAACCACUGAAACAAUUGAGAAUGUUUUGAGUAUAAUGACAAAAAAUGCUGUCAAUUAUUUGCCAGUAAUAGGAGAAAAUGGGCAAAUUGUUGGUGUAGCUAUAAGAAAAAGCAUUGAGAACAAAUUAAUUUAUAAUAAAUGCUCUGGUAGUGACAAAAUUGUUACGUGUGCGGAUCGUGUAUAUUCCAAAAUACCUAAAUCUAUUAGCACUCUCGGAUUAGUCUCCAGGGUAUUGGAAAUAGAAAAUUAUGUUUUGGUUGUGGAACCUAAAGGAGAUGUAGAAGCACCGUACGCUCUUUUCACGUCUGAAGAUGUUCUAAAAAUAGUACAGACAAAGAAAUCAUCAUAAAUGUUAUUUUUAUUUUUUCAGCAUAUAUUUAAAUAUGUAGACUUGUUUUUAUUUUAAAUGUUUUGUUCUUGAUUUUAACUUUUUGUUUUUUCGUGUAAUAUGAUGUUUUUGAGUCAAAUAAAUAUUUUUCUUUAGAUAAACUUAGAAU